GCAGGACCGCCGUGGAAGUGAGAGGGGCAAAAAACAUUUUUGCUAAGUACAAACACCUUUUUCAGAUGUUUUUUUUUUUUUUUUUUUUUAAGAAAAGAGACAUCAAAUAAUUAAGAUUAAGCAAACUGGAAAGGUUGUAAAUCGUGUCAGUGUUUACAGCUUGAGAGUCUACGACUACAAGAAUUCGUGGGAAUUGUCACCUUUUCAAACUUCUUCUAAUUUCAGGAUCAAAGGGGAAUCAUACGAAUAUCUUUAAAAAUGUCACUGAAAAUUAGAAAUAAACAAAAUAUUAUUUUUACUAAAUAAAACGUGUUCUUUUAUGUAUUUUUUGGCUAAAGUUGCGUCUCUUAGUUUCAGUCGAGUAAGGGGUGAACGCGAGUUGUGUAUCUGACGAUGGGACGCAGUUUCUCAACAGUAAAACACGUUCUUAAAUUGACUCUGCAAUGUACAAGGUGUUUGAUUCGAUGUAAGACCUAUUUAGCCUGCGUCAGUCACUCUGCUUUUGGUAAAACUGUGAAAUUUAAGCGCAUUCUGUCUCCCAUAGGAUACCGUUGUGAAAGCACUUUGUCAUCGGAAGAUAAAAUAAAAAAGUUUAUUAUAGAAAACACAGAGGUGGUAGGGGAUCAUACAACCCCAGAAAUCAGACUGAGAUUGUUCACCCCUAACUGCCGAUUCUGGUAUGCAAGACCAGAACUGUGGCCAUUUAGUGACCCUUACUGGGCGAUCUACUGGCCUGGUGGACAAGCUCUUGCCAGAUACCUGCUAGAUAAUCCAGGUGUUACAAAGGAUAAGAAAGUGUUGGACCUUGGAAGUGGAUGUGGAGCCUCAUCCAUAGCAGCCAGACUCAGUGGUGCCUCACAGGUUCUUGCCAAUGAUAUAGACCCAGUUGCAACCAUAGCCACCACUCUGAACUGUGAGCUGAAUGGCGUGAAACCUUUCCCAGUAGUAUCCAAGAACCUGAUUGGGACCAAGCCAGAGAACUGGGAUCUUAUUCUGCUGGGAGAUAUGUUUUAUGAGGAGCAGCUUGCAGAUAUACUGCACUCUUGGCUGAGGGAAUGUAUCAGGACUCAUCGCACACAGGUGCUUAUCGGGGACCCUGGAAGAGCCCAGUUUGAAGGACACACAAUCCGAAAGCGUCUGCAAAAGCUAGCAGAGUACCAGCUUCCUGAUUCUGUCAGGGAGCAGAAUUAUGGUCUGACAGCCAGCACUGUUUGGAGGUACGAGCCACUGGCUUAAUCUUUUAGUAAUUGUAUAUUGGCAGGACUGUAUUUUAAUACAAUACAGUAUUGAAAAUCCCUUGUCCCUAAUGAUGCUGUAAAACAUCAUUCUUUCUACUUUAAAGAUUACAGGAUGGGAUGCUGAACUGUUUUGAUCAGAUAAGAAAGGGUUCCAUUCUUAAUUUAGCAUGCCACCAUACAAUAGGGUUUUACAUGUGACUGAUGGAAGUCGAAAAGUUACAGGUUAAAAAAUAAACUUCAGAUAUCUUUCCCACACA
Molecule: messenger RNA, 1495 nt
Organism: Polyodon spathula (Mississippi paddlefish)
Lineage: Eukaryota; Metazoa; Chordata; Actinopteri; Acipenseriformes; Polyodontidae
Gene: etfbkmt
Product: electron transfer flavoprotein subunit beta lysine methyltransferase
Exons: 3
Coding region: 394-1236 (280 amino acids)
Biological process (GO): peptidyl-lysine trimethylation
Cellular component (GO): mitochondrial matrix
Molecular function (GO): protein-lysine N-methyltransferase activity
Source: RefSeq, a predicted model, not a curated record